AUGCUCCCCACCCCGUCGACCUCGCACGUCUCGUACGACCUCGUCUACGAACCCGCCGAGGACUCGUAUCUGUUUCUCGACACGCUGUCCUCGCCCGCCGAGACGGCGUGGCUGCGUUCGCGGUUCUCUUUGCCUUCUCCACGACCUUCCCCUUUACCUUUACCGGUAGCAGGACAACAAACGCCCACACCGACGUCAUUGCCAAAGUCGACGCCCCUCAUCGUCGAAAUCGGUCCGGGAUCCGGCGUCGUCAUCGCAUUCCUGGUCGCCAACGCAAAAACCAUUUUCGGACGCGACGUGCUGAGUCUCGCCGUCGACGUCAACCCGUAUGCGUGCCGCGGGACGAGGACGACGGUGGAGAAGGCGCUCGCCGAAAAAGGGGCGGAGAGGCGAGUGGCAGAGGAGAAGGAGCGGGGUGGAAAGGCGGUGGUGCUCUCAGAAGAUUCAGGCGGGGAUGGCGCAGAGAAUGAUCAGGGCGUUUCUGAUGAUAAAGGUGGAAGGGACGAGGGUGGGAGUAUCUACCUCUCGUCAGUGAACGGCGACCUCGCCACACCGCUCCGCCCGGGUGAAGUUGACGUCCUGGUAUUCAACCCGCCCUACGUGCCUACCGACUCGGUCCCUGCCACUCCAACCACUACCAAAGAACCAGAACCAAACUCAAACCCAACCUUCGAGGAACAAUCCGCGCUCCUCGCCCUCUCCUACGCCGGAGGGCCCGACGGCAUGCAAGUCACAAGUCGCCUCCUCGCCCAGAUCCCCGAGGUGCUCAGCCCCCGUGGCAUCGCGUAUGUGCUCUUCUGUCGCGGAAACAGGCCUGACGAGGUCAAGCGGUGGAUUCGUGCGUGGGAGCCUUCGAUACUACCAUCACCACCACCACGGUCACAGCCAGAAACAGCUGGCAAGGCAGAGCAAUGGCAAGGGCACUGGCGCGCCGAGACGGUCGGCACGAGCGGCAAGACGGCCGGGUGGGAAAAGUUGGAGAUUGUGAGGAUAUGGAGAGAGUGGGAGCGAGAGGGAUGCGAAUGA
Messenger RNA from Fonsecaea monophora, 1026 nucleotides. RefSeq lists its product as hypothetical. Lineage: Eukaryota; Fungi; Ascomycota; Eurotiomycetes; Chaetothyriales; Herpotrichiellaceae. Gene Ontology annotation, molecular function: S-adenosylmethionine-dependent methyltransferase activity; nucleic acid binding; protein methyltransferase activity. Gene Ontology annotation, cellular component: eRF1 methyltransferase complex. The record is from RefSeq and is a predicted model, not a curated record. Bases 1 to 1026 code for a protein of 341 amino acids. The transcript has a single exon. Gene Ontology annotation, biological process: methylation.